Hevea brasiliensis (rubber tree) is the source of this 3256-nucleotide messenger RNA. Its product is annotated as protein BONZAI 1. The record is from RefSeq and is a predicted model, not a curated record. Gene Ontology annotation, cellular component: plasma membrane. NCBI's taxonomy places the organism in Eukaryota, Viridiplantae, Streptophyta, Magnoliopsida, Malpighiales, Euphorbiaceae. The transcript has 15 exons. Gene Ontology annotation, molecular function: calcium-dependent phospholipid binding. Gene Ontology annotation, biological process: cellular response to calcium ion. Bases 1220 to 2749 code for a protein of 509 amino acids.
UUGCCUGACUUCUUACUACACUUUGAUCUCAAAUUUUCUUUCAUGGGCCACUAAGCGGUAUGAUUAAUCAUGAAUUUAUGGUUUGUUGUAAAAAAUUGCUUAAGUUGUGUAAAUCUUUUAUAUGCAGCUAUGUAAUUUUCCAUUGAAAACUUUUUCCCCUUUUUUUCCUGUGUUUUAAGACACCAGAUUUUAUUUGUUCUUGGGUUCUACUUUGACUGCCUUUUGCAUUUCAAUGUAAAAAUGUAUGUGGCAUUCUGUUACAAUGGAUUCUUGACUAAUAUUGGGUUAUAAAAUUGAAUUCGAGAAUUCAGAAGUUCUGUGACAAUUUUCAUAUAUUUGAAAGUCAGCAUCUUAAGCCAAUAACAUAUGGCCAUGUGUACAAUGGAUUUCGUUAAAGUGGAUUUGUCUUGUAAACAUUUAGCAAAGUAAUUUACUUGUGGAAUUAAGCAUUAAGCUAUAUCCUUGAAUCAUUUUGUAGAGGUGCCAUCAUGUAAUUGUUUGUGAACCUCAUUAAUUUGAAGUACCAGUAACAUGUAGAAAUUACAUGAUCAUCUCAAUGAAUUCAUAGUGCCCUUGGCACAAAGGGUCUUGUUUGGUGAGCAUCCCUAUACACAGUUAAAAAACCAUAUUAAACUUAACCAGUAUUACAUGACUGUUGGCUAGAGACAAUCACCAAGUGUCACUUCUUGAACGGUUAAUGGAAUGGGUUUGUCUAUGUGGCCAGGAGCCUAAAGCCAGAUUAUAUUAUUAGUUACAUAAGUAAUCUUUUGAUGUGGCAAUGGAGGGAAUUACAAGUGCCCCAAGGCACUGAAGAAAAUUAUUUGGUGAGUACUGUUGAAGAGGUUAAAAUAUCAUAUUAUAUGGCAGAAUACAGGUUUGGCUUUGGUGCCAUUUUGUUAUGCCCUAAUAAUACCUAAGAAGAUUAUGGAUAACAUUAUUGUGCAAAUUAUUCUUAAUGUAAUAUCAGAUCUUUAUCCUAGAACUUAUUUUUCUCUAACAUGGCGUUAUAUCUAGUAAUUUUGGUCCUUGAAUAUGGAUUUUAUUAACUGUGCAUUAUGACUUGUCUCUUUUCAGGCACCUAAGAUAAUAAGACUAUGCUUGGCAUUAGUGUAAUCACCAUAAGUCCAUAACAUCAUCUUUAUUCAGUGCCAUUCCAAAUUCUGCUCCAGAUUCAUUAACUAUGGGGAACUUAUCAUUAGAUUCAUAGAAGAGUGAUCCUAUGGUGGUUGUUUAUACAAAAGCAAAAGAUGGACCACCUACUGAAGUUUUCCGCACUGAAGUAGUUCUUAAUUCAUUGAAUCCCACAUGGAUCAUGAAAUAUGCUAUCACAUUCCAGUUUGAAGUUGUACAAACUUUGCUGUUUCAUGUAUAUGACGUUGACACUCAAUUUCACAAUGUAGAUGUUAAGAUGAUCAAGCUAGAUGAGCAACAAUUCCUUGGUGAAGCGUCUUGUGCAUUGUCUGAGAUUUUGACCAAAUCAAAUAGGUCUCUGACCUUAGAUCUCGUCCAAAAAGAAGAUUCUACAAUAUCAAGCCAUCCCCAUCAUGGGCAACUUCUUGUGCAUGCUGAGGAAUGCAUUAGCUCAAAGACUACAACUGAGAUGAUAUUAAGGUGUUCAGAUUUGGAGCACAAGGAUCUGUUCUCAAGAAUUAACCCUUUUCUGGUAAUCUCAAAAACUGUUGAGAGUGGGAUCCCAAUUCCUGUGUGUAAAACAGAAGUCCUAAAGAAUGAUCACAACCCAAUAUGGAAACCAAUCUUUUUGAAUAUUCAACAAGUUGGAAGCAAGGAUAGCCCACUGGUGAUAGAGUUCUACAACUUCAAUAGUAGUGGCAAGCAUGAUUUAAUUGGAGAAGCUCGAAAAUCCCUAGCAGACUUGGAAAAGCUUCAUUCUAGUGGGAAAGGUGAAAUUUUAUUUUCACUCAAUGCUGGUGGACAUGAUCGCAACAAGGUAUUAAAAAGCCAGCUAUUUGUGGACAAGUUUUCUGAAAGCAUUCAAUAUACGUUUCUGGAUUACCUGAAAGGAGGAUGUGAGCUGAACUUCAUGGUGGCUAUUGAUUUCACAGCUUCAAAUGGAAAUCCCCGCCUCCCUGAUUCCUUGCAUUAUCUUGAUCCUACAGGACGAUUAAAUGCGUACCAGCAAGCAAUCGUAGAAGUUGGAGAAGUGUUGCAAUUUUAUGAUUCAGACAAGCGCUUCCCUGCCUGGGGAUUUGGAGCACGGCCAAUUGAUGGUCCAGUUUCUCACUGUUUUAACUUGAAUGGAAGCAAUAAUCACUGUGAGGUUGAUGGAAUCCAAGGAAUUAUGAUGUCAUAUAGUAGUGCUCUAUUGAAUGUUUCUUUAGCGGGUCCAACACUUUUUGGGCCUGUGAUAAGCACUGCUGCACUAAUUGCUAGCCAGUCUCUCGCAAAUGGAGGGAAAAAAUACUUUGUUUUGUUAAUAAUUACGGAUGGAGUUGUAACAGAUCUCCAAGAAACCAAAGAUGCCAUAGUGAAGGCGUCUGACCUACCAUUAUCAAUCCUUAUUGUUGGAGUUGGAGGAGCCGACUUCAAAGAAAUGGAGAUUUUAGAUGCUGAUAAAGGGGAGAGACUUGAAAGUUCUACUGGACGUGUUGCUUCACGUGAUAUAGUUCAGUUUGUUUCAUUCCGGCACAUACAGGGUGGACAAAUUUCUGUUGUUCAAGGGCUUCUGGCUGAACUACCGACUCAAUUUUUAACCUACAUGCGAUCCAGGGACAUUCAACCAAACUUUUGAUUUUGUAAAGAAGUUGUACAUAUGGAAAUGAAUUUUCUAUUUGUGGACUUCAUGCGCAUUCUCGCAGAUUUACUAAGUCAACAAAACCUGAUGCCAAUUGGCUAGGGUUAGCCACACCAUCCUUUGUGAUGAUCGUAAGGGCUGGACAAAUUUUACAUUGUUGCCAGCUUGAAACGUGACAGAUCAAUGAAGACUUUUUGCAGUUGGAAUAAACUAUAGAAGAAUCAUUGAAAAUGUGAUGCAUUCAUUCAUGCCAGCUAAGGAAGAACCGAGGCGCAACAAAUUGGCCAUGCAUAUCAUGCAAAGAGAAACAAAAAUUUGAAGAAGUCAGAAUUGUAAUGUCAUCUUUUGAUUGUUUUUGUUGCUUGUAUUGAUGCAUUUUUGGCUAUUUGUUGUCCAAACAUAUCAUGUGAAAUACACUAUUCAGUUUGAACGUUCAUAUUGGUUCGUUUUUGGUCAAAAUUAGAAAAUGAUAGAUUGCCUGGCUCCCUCCCACUCUUCGAUUUA